This is a messenger RNA of Brassica napus (rape), 1857 nucleotides long. RefSeq names its product putative F-box/LRR-repeat protein At4g15060. Gene Ontology annotation, molecular function: protein binding. Lineage: Eukaryota; Viridiplantae; Streptophyta; Magnoliopsida; Brassicales; Brassicaceae. The record is from RefSeq and is a predicted model, not a curated record. Bases 137 to 1153 code for a protein of 338 amino acids. The transcript has a single exon.
UUAUUAGAGGACCAAAUCUUUUUGUUUCCCCUAGCACCAAGGCCUUAAGUAUAUAACAGCCGGCGUGAAGACAAUUCAAUAUUUUGCAGUCUUUUCUGAUUCGUUGCUUCUGUUCGUGCUUGGAGUUAGCCAAGAUAUGGACAAAAUCAGUCAGUUGCCUGAUGAAUUGCUUUUGAAGGUACUAUUGUUUCUUCCAACAAAAGUUGCUGCAAGCACAAGUAUUUUAUCCAAGCGAUGGGAGUUUCUCUGGAUGUGGCUGCCUAAACUUGCGUACGACGACUCAAUGGAUGAACACAAUAGUUUACUUGAUUUUAUCACUCUGAAUAUGCCACAACAUAGAGCUCCAGUCAUAGAGAGCUUGCGUCUCAGUUUUAGUUACGGAUACAAAGGAUCAGUUACACGGGAAGAUAUCAGAAUGUGGGUAGCUAUUGCAGUGACUCGCUUCCUUCAUGAGUUGAGUCUUGACCUUACUUUUGAAGUCAAUCCUACUAAACUGCCGAGUAGUUUGUAUACUUGCAAAUCGCUUGUGAUCUUGAAACUGGAAGAGGGGAUUCUCGUUGAUGUUCCUCGUACGACUUGUCUCCCUUCCCUGAAAACUUUGCUUCUUCAUGGUGUUACUUAUGCAGAUCAAAAAUCUCUUCACCGACUUCUUUCCAGUUGCCCUGUUCUUGACGAUUUAUUUGUGAAACACAAUGGAUGUGAAAGUGAACAACUGAAAACAUUUAGUGUAAUUGUGCCGUCCCUGCAGAGACUAACCCUAAAGAUAUGUAGAGGAUCUUUUUUCAAAGCGCUUGUGAUGAACACUCCAUCUUUAAAAUAUUUUAAGUUUACGGAUUAUACUUGUGAACAUCAUGACUUUAGUGAUACUGAUUUUGAUUUUGAUUUUGAUUAUAAUGGUUACUCCUUCUAUUCUGAUGAUAUGCCUAAGUUGGAGGAGAUGAAAGUUGAUUCGACAUACCUUGAUACAGAAAACUUUGUUAGUUUAAUCACAUAUGUCAAGCGGCUUUCAUUAUGCAUACCUGACCAAGCCGAAAAGGUAACAUGUUUUAAUCCAUCUGUCGAUCUCAGUUUAGAACAUCCUCCAUAUUUUUUUUUUAUUGCGUGCAGGCUUUGUAUCGUGAGGGUAUUGUCUUCAGCCAGCUUCGUCGUCUGAAGCUAUGUUCAUGUACUAUAAAUUGGUCAAAAUUACUUGUUCGUUUACUCAAGGAUUCUCCUAAUUUACAAGAGCUUGAGAUCCAUCUAGAUGGUGUAAGUUUCUUCGAAACAUAUCUAUUAUCUAUACUAUGUUGGCAUUUAACGUACGUGUAAGCCAGACAGUCUGUCUCUUUUUAUCUCAGGCUCAUACAAAUAUUUGUGAGGAUCCACCGGUUUGCUGGGAGAAUGAACUGGCCUGUGUUCCAGAUUGUCUGUUGUCGAGUCUCCAAACUUUCAAGUGGACACGGAUAUAUGGGUCGCAAAAAGAGGUAGAUCUGGUCAAAUAUGUGUUGAGUAAUGCUCGCUGCUUAAAGACUGCGACAAUCUUGUUUCGAUCAUCGGAUAGUGCACUGGAAGAGGAUGAGCUUGAAAUGGUUAUACAAGAUUUAUCACUUUCUUCUCGAGGUUCAAAAGAUGUCAAACUCGUAUUUGUUUGAGUAGCUGAAUCAUUUGAUAUGAUGCUAUAGUUUAUAUAAUAAGAUUCAGAGUUGCAUUUAUAUAAUGUAUUAACGGGUUCUUUUUUCCCGAAUUGGAUUUAUAGUGUAUAUGGUUUUAUUGGUUAUUUGGGUUGCUUGGAUAAUAACUAGAGAUCACUUUUUUAAAGAGUUUUUUUUUAUCUUAUUUCAAUUCUUGGGUUACAUGAAUUUUUUUUGUACAAUAAAA